Pygocentrus nattereri (red-bellied piranha) is the source of this 4410-nucleotide messenger RNA. RefSeq names its product cell division cycle associated 4 (gene cdca4). The record is from RefSeq and is a predicted model, not a curated record. The transcript has 3 exons. Gene Ontology annotation, cellular component: nucleus. Bases 1722 to 2771 code for a protein of 349 amino acids. Lineage: Eukaryota; Metazoa; Chordata; Actinopteri; Characiformes; Serrasalmidae. Gene Ontology annotation, molecular function: transcription regulator activity.
UUGUUUGCUCCGAGACGCGUAAAGGCGUCCAGCUGGCACGCAGCUCCAGUCCGGUUUUGCGCUUUAUCUCGAUACUCGAUGGUUUAAAUGCGCGGUCGAUUUCGAAAAGAGGCAUGUUUGCGGAAGUGGCAGAUUAGCACGGAUCGCGUUAGCUAUCCCGCUUAAUCGCCGCGGUGCGCUAUAUGUGCCUCGAAGUACAGCUUAACCUAUCGACAUGCUUUGUGUACAUUAAUUUCUUUAACCAUUGUAAACUUAUGUUGGUGAAAACCGCCAGACAAGAUGACGGAAAAGCCGAGACGAGCUGGUUGAGAAACUCAAAAUGGCUUCCAACCUUUGUCGUCUCCGUGUUAGCGUUAGCCUUAUUUGGCUAGGUGGAGCAGUAGCAGCUUCACACUUUUCAUUGAGUUAAACUGAUAAAAUGUGCUGUCGGUGAGCAGAUCCAAGGCUUAAAAUUUGCCGGAGAGUGAGCAUGAACGGGUAGCGCGGUCAUAAUUCGUGUUAGUUGAUUGUGGACAGUUUUUACCCCUUGUUUUACAAGUAACUACAGCCAUUUUCCCCGGCAGUGAAGCUAGCUAGCUGGUUGUUGUCCACGUCAGGGCGGUGGGGGAGGGGAGGCGAGUCGGAGCGUUGUACUGAUUUGUGAACGAACCGAUUCUUUUGACCAAUUCAGUCGAAACGCUUUAUAAGACUGAUUCUUCUAAUGCAGCGCUAGUAUUUAUCACGAAUACCCAUUUUGAAUUUGCUUACCUUCUCUCUCUGAAUAGAGGUGGGCGAUAUGACCAAAUGUAAUAUCACGAUACUUCAGGAGUUUUAAUCAUGCAUGAUAUGCUGUGAUAAUUGAUUGUGUUUGCCAUCUCUUCAGUUAGGUCAAAAUAGUGCCACAUUUUAAAAUGACUAAAAAAAAUAUAAAAAAAUAUUAAUCCAAUUACGUGUAUUCAACGUUUCUCACACGAAAUCCAAUUUAAACAGGACUAUUAUUUGUUUAAAUAUGCAGUUGGAAAGUGAUUUGUAAGUACUAACAAUAACCAAGAUAUGUUCAAUAUAAUUUAUCAUGGUAACAGCUAAAUAUAGUCGUUUUGCUUAGCUUUAGCUUUGACCGUGCGACUCACUCCCUGGAUUGAUAUUCACUGCAUGUGGAGUAAACGAGAAUACGUUGACUUGAGUGUUUAACCAGUGAAUCAUUGAAUCAACCGUUCGAUUCUUUCAAAUGCAGACGAGUCGGUUCGGUGAACUGAAUCGGGCUUUCCAUCGCUAGCCUGCCGGUCUGCCCGGGGUGGAGCCUUUGGGCUCUAGUACGCUAGAACCAGAGGAGAGGGAGGACAAAAUGCUGAUGAAAUGCUCGCUUUCUCCACUGCGUGAAGUCUGACAUAGUUAUUUGUAAAGCUCAAGACAUACACUGUGGCAUAUUAAGUGGUCAGUUAUUUGGCAACCCAACGUGGUUCUUAGUUCACUCUCCCCGGCAGGCAGGUUUGCCACAUAUACCUAAUCUUGCAUGAUCUGCCUAUAUGGGCUAAUUAGUCUUAAACAUAAUACACAUAAUCACUGGUCAUUUUUUUCCACUUAUUGUAGAAAGUUGCGUUUUCCUUCUUUUGCUUUUUAAAUAUUCCCAUUAUUCCCAAACACUUUGUUCAGUCCCUAGUCCACAUAUGGAAAUGAAAUAGAAAAAGAGCUUGUUUGAAUGAAUUAUUUUUUUGUUAUGUCGUGAAAAUCAGCGCAUUUCCAUGUAUUUGGCCUACAGUAGUUUAACCCCACUGGUUCAUGCUGAAGUUAUGUGUUUCAGCCUGGACUGCUUUUGGAAUGGGGCACGGUACAGGCCAACCAGUCAGAACAUAGCUCAUUUACAUAUGGUGCUGGGAUGUCACUCAUGCUGCAGGAUCGACAUGUUCUCCAAAGGCACCAAGCGCAAGUUUUCCGACGACGGAGAUGAGAUUUCGGACGAAAGCCUGGCUGGUGCUCAGGUGUCAUCAUCAUAUAGUCUGCAGCGACAGUCACUGCUGGACAUGUCCCUCAUCAAGCUGCAGCUGUGCCACAUGUUGGUGGAGCCGAACCUUUGCCGUUCGGUCCUCAUCGCAAACACGGUGCGGCAGAUCCAGGAGGAGAUGACUCAUGAUGGCACUUGGCAGGUGGUCACGGAGACCUUCUGUGGUGGCAGCCAAAGCCCGUCUGAACGCCUGGUGGCAACUGAGGUGCUCUGCCGGUCGCGGGAGCAGGAUGCUGAGCCAAAGCUCUUCUCGGUCCUCAGCUAUGAAGGGUGCCGCGAAGAGGAGGUGGUGACAGACGAAACCUUGUGUUCUGUCUCAGUCAGUGACACGGCCUCCGAUGUUUGUCUCUCAGAGAGCGCUCGGCAUUGCUGGGAAAGGGACGAGUUUGUAGAAGUAGACAGAGAUGAUGAGGCCUGCGAAAGCUCUAGGCUUGGUCCAGGAGAUGACGACGAUGAUGACGACAAUGACGAUGAUGAAGUUGAUGAAGAGGAGGAGAGUUCCAGGGUGGAUCCAAAGACCAUGGGGCAGGUUUUUGGAACCUUUGAGAUCAAGAACAGUGCCCCAGGUCCGGACUCCGCUCUCGAAGAGCUGUUCUCAGAUGUAGAUGCCUCUUACUAUGACCUUGAUACCAUGCUCACGGGAAUUCAGAGUGCUCCUAAGAUGGGUCCCUAUGACCUGCUGGACAGUUUAGCCCCUUCUCAUGGGCCCCCUUCCAUAGGCUCACCCUCAAACUGUCGCUCUGAUCUCAAUGAACUGGACCACAUCAUGGAGAUCAUUGUUGGUUCUUAGACAAGAACCUGUCCAGUGACUUGUAUACUUCUCUUAAAUGUUACCUGCUUUUCUGCCCCUUAUGGAAAGCAAGUUAAAUCUGCGGUCCUUUCAGGGAAAGGAGUCUGUGUCUUGUAAAGGAUGGCCUUGAUUUUAUGAGCUGACCAUAGUUAUCUUAUUUGCAUACCCUUUGUAUGUUUUUAAAAGUUUUCUUUCUGUAUUUGUCUGUCCAGACAUGCUUUUUUUUUUUUUUUUUUUAAUAUUUAUUUCUUGCAUUCAUUAACACUACAUGAACAGCAGAACAAGGUGUAUACAAAAGUGUAAAAGAUAUUUUCAUAAAAAGAUGAAAUUGUCUAAAAUAUGUAUAUAAAUAUAUAUAUAUUUUACUAUAGAUACUGCUUGUUAACUGUUACUGUACACUCUCGGUUUUGAUCUUUUGUUUUUAAAUUGACAGAUCAGAUAUCAGCGUCUUAUGUUUUGUAGUGGUCUUCCACUUACUGGAAUGGAUGAAGGUGAAGAACUUUUAUUCAUUUCAAGAUUCAGAAAUGGCAGUAAGGAUACCGUGAUGCAUGACUUAUUUCUGUUUUCUUUGCGGUGCAUUUUGGCACCCAGCAUUUUUUUUUCCCUCAGUAUUUUGGCAAUAGACUGUCGGUCAGCUCAACUGCAGCUUUUGUUUUGCUAUUAGAAGUCAAAGUAUUCAUAUAUUUGUCUUAUCAACAAAUGAAGAAUAAUGGGGGCCAGCCCAUUCUAUAUUAUGACUUUUAAUUUAUUUUAUUUAUUUGCUGCAAAUUUACAUGUUGAGUGUUGGCUUUGGUCAAACUCAGGGCAGGAGAGGCUUUUCAACUAUCGGACUCCAUGGGCCUGAUUUACCCAAACCUUUAGCACCUGCUAAAUUUUUAACAGUUGGAAAACCAGUAACAUGACUCGUGAUUGCCUAUUUUAUCUGGGAUGCACUUGUCAUUAGUUUAAUUACUGGUUGAUUGUUUGACACAUUUAAGGCUUUAAUAAACCUGGUUUUGAGUCAUUUGGUCUGCAUUAAGACAGAAAAAUAAGUGUUUUAACAUUUAAUUGAUGUACAUUUGAUCUUUUAGAGGUCGUAAAAUAAUGGCAUGAAAUCUCAUUCAGUCAAAGCUUUUCACUUCGAAUUUAGACCACCCUUUUAUACAAACUCAGAAGCAAGCAGUCGCAUUCCAGUAGUCACUCUGUCUGACAUGCAUCUAGUCGGGUAAAGGAUAAAACCAAUCUGUUGUGCAAGGUGCAGCCUGCUGUCAUAACGUAGCCUUUUAGGACCCUCAUGAUGAACUACACUGUUUCUCUGAUCCUAUGCAUUGAGUGUAGCAAUACACUUACUAUGCACAAAGUGAGCACACUUUUACAGUACAGUAUUUAAAUUGUAUUUUUAAUGGAGUCGUAAAGAGGACUAUGGUGAACAGUUGUCUUCCUGUUACAGAAAUUAUUUGAUCACGUCUGAAAGGAAAUCUUGCAUUCAGAACUGCUUUUGUGCGGGCAGUACAUUCAUUUGAGGGGAAGUCAUUGCCCUCUACCUUACAUCACGGUUUCAUUUUUAAGUAUGAUCUAAAUCUAGAGUAGAGUAUAAACAUUUUAUAUGUGCAUUGUAGCAUUUUUAUAACAUUUUUAAUAAAAGGUACAACUUAUUGUA